Messenger RNA from Plenodomus lingam JN3, 1278 nucleotides. RefSeq lists its product as uncharacterized. The record is from RefSeq and is a predicted model, not a curated record. Gene Ontology annotation, cellular component: cytoplasm. NCBI's taxonomy places the organism in Eukaryota, Fungi, Ascomycota, Dothideomycetes, Pleosporales, Leptosphaeriaceae. Gene Ontology annotation, molecular function: electron-transferring-flavoprotein dehydrogenase activity; flavin adenine dinucleotide binding.
AUGUCGGACGAGCGCAACAUUGUCAUUGUCGGCGCGUCAACUGCAGGUCUUUCGGCCGCACACUAUACCUUGAAGCAUAUCCUUCCUGUCGUCAAAGCAAAACAAGAUGCAAAACAUCAUGUUUACCUCAUUGCGCCUUCGGCACGCUGGUACUACCGUGUAGCCUCCCCACGUGUUGCGGCCUCUACCAGGCGUAUGGCUGCCGAAAAGGUUAUAUUUGAUCUUCACAAGAGUUUUGCAAAAUAUUCAAAGGAAGACUUUACCUUUGUCGAGGCAUCUGCUACUGGUCUCGACACCACCUCCCGCACCAUUGCAUACCGCAGCAACAAUAAGGAUCCCGAAGAAAAAGAACUGGCCUACCACGCUUUGAUCGUGGCCACGGGGACCAAGACUUAUCAUCCUGCCUUCUCUGCCAGCAGCGACAUCCAAGAUACCCUCAACGCCAUCAAAGAGACCAAUGAAAAAAUAGCCGCCUCGAAGAAGAUCGUGAUUGCAGGCGGUGGACCCACGGGCAUUGAAUUUGCAGGCGAAGUAGCAGAACACCUCAACGGCAAACCCGGCCUGUUCAGCAAACUCCAGCGCAACGCCACCAUCACCCUCAUAACAACAGAUCCCCAUCUCCUCCCCACCCUCCGUCCCGCCAUUAGCAAAUCCGCCGCCGCAAAACUAAAAGGCAUGGGCGUUGACAUUCUCUACAACACUCGUGUCCUCGACACCGCCACAUCCUGCAACAUCGACAGCUGCGACCUGUCCAAGGUCGUCAACCUCUCCGACGGCUCCACCCUCGAGGCAGACUACUACGUCCCGGCCUACGGCGUCAUUCCCAACUCCACCUGGCUCCCCGAUGUCCUGCUAGACGAAAAGAGAUAUCUUAAAAACAACGCGCAUACACUGCGCGUCGAUGCCGCAGGACCCCGCGUCUACGCUUUUGGCGACAUUGGCUCGCAUUCCAACAACACGGCGUGGCAAAUCUCGCAGUCACUGCCUGUGCUCGUUGUGAACCUGACGCGCGAUUUGCUUGCCUUUGAUGCGGCGAAUCCAGAGGCUAGGCCCAAGGGCAAGGAUCGCCGGUUUGUGCCUGAUGCGAGGGAGAUGGGGAUUGUGCCGAUUGGGAGCGUGGGAGGUGUGGGCGCGGUGAUGGGAUGGAAGGUGCCGAGUUGGUUUGUGUGGUUGAUCAAGGGGAGGGAUUAUAUGGUGGGAUUGAGUGCGGAGGCGACGGCGAGCGGGGGGAGUGUGGGGAAGAGGGUCAAGCUGGAGAAGGAGGAGGAGGUUAUAUGA